Molecule: messenger RNA, 5759 nt
Organism: Talaromyces stipitatus ATCC 10500
Lineage: Eukaryota; Fungi; Ascomycota; Eurotiomycetes; Eurotiales; Trichocomaceae
Product: ankyrin repeat-containing protein, putative
Exons: 2
Coding region: 1-5712 (1903 amino acids)
Molecular function (GO): protein binding
Source: RefSeq, a predicted model, not a curated record
AUGUCCGUCAACCAAGACUUCAUCGACCUAUGGGAAACAGCCAUAGAGAAAUACAUCGAGUCCACCAACCGAACGCCCUCUGAGCAAACUCUGCUGGGGCAACUAACAAGUCCCGAGGGCCUCGAAAAACAGCUCGAGAAAGACCACAGCAAGUUCAACAGCUUCAGAGCAAAACAUGGCACACUUACACGCAGACUCAAAAAUGCUAUCAGACCUUUUACACUGCUUUCGGAUGUUGCGUCCAGUGCCCUUUCACUGUCGCCUUUUGCACCUGCUUCUACUAUUUUCGGUGCCGUACUCUUCGUUGUGAAAGCCGCCGAUGGAGUAUCAGAGGCGUACGACUGGAUCGAUCAACUUUUCGACAAGCUUGGUGAUUUCACAGUUCGCUUGGAUGAGUACUGCAAAGAAGGUACUGGCUCUCAUCUAGGGACAAAGGUCGUCCAGAUUUUAGGAUGUCUGCUUGAAAUCCUUGCCCGUUCUGAGAAGGCAAUCAAAAUUGGCCGAUGGAAAAAGUAUGCAGCUGUGAUUUUCCUAGGAAAAGAUGAGGAGAUUAAGGGAUCGUUUGACAAGCUUGCCAAGCUAUUUGAUGAGGAGCAACGACUAGUCAUCGCAAUCAAUUUCGCAACUAAUCAGAGAAUGGACAAGCGUAUUGCAGAAAUCAACAGCACUGCGAAGGAGACUCUUGAGACUGUGAAACAAGACCAGCAAGAAAAACUUCGUGAAAAAAUCCUUGACUGGAUAUCCUCAACGAACUUUCCAGCUCAGCAGUCCGACAUCAUUGCCCGCAGGGAAGAAGGGACCGGAUUAUGGUUCCUUGAGGAUCCCAAAUUUGCCUCCUGGGCUCAAGGACCACGGAAGACUUUGUUCUGUCCUGGCAUGCCAGGCGCGGGCAAGACAAUGAUGGCAGCGAUAACCAUUGAUCACCUCUCUAGGACGACACGAAGUGACAGCAUCGGAGUUUCGUUCUUAUUCUGCAAUUACAAGGCGAAAUCCGAACAGAGCGCGCAAGCCCUAUUUCGCGCUCUUUUGAAGCAGCUGGUACAGAACAAGCCGGAUAUCGCCGCUCCAGUAAGGAAGAUAUACGACUACCACUCAAAGGGAGGGACUGGGCCAUCUCUCAAAGAGAUAUUUCAAGCUCUUCGGUCGGUCUGUUCCGAUUAUACUACAGUAUAUAUUGUCGUAGAUGCGUUGGAUGAGUGUACGGACAAAGAUAAUGCGCGAGGCCAACUCAUUGACAAACUGCGUGAACUGCAACUGACAACGGACGUACGCCUUCUAUUCACGUCUCGAUUCAUCACCGAAAUAACCGAGAUAUUCCAAUCAAAUCUGACGCUACAGGUGCGUGCCAGCGAAGAGGAUGUGAGAAAGUUCGUUGCAGGGCAUAUACCACGUCUGCCAAAAUGUAUUCGACUCGACGAUGAACUCAAGCGUGCUGUAGAGGAUAAAAUCGUUGAAAGUGUUGACGGAAUGUUCCUCCUCGCGCGUCUACACGUCGACUCGUUUCUUGACAAAAGAACCAAGCACAAAGUAUUAUCUACAUUGAACAAUCUCUCGAAAGGGUCGGCAGCGCUUGAUGAAUCGUACGACGAUGCAAUCGCACGAAUAGAUGGUCAGCUGCCCGGAGAUCGCUCUCUUGCAAGGCGUGCUAUAUCCUGGAUAACUUUGACACAGAGACCACUCACGACGAAAGAGCUGUGCCACGCCCUAGCCAUUGAACCGGGACAUAGAGCUCUAAACAAUGACAAUAUUGAUGACGUGGAAGACAUUAUUUCAGUCUGUGCAGGCCUCGUUAUGAUAGAUGAGAAGAGCAGUAUCAUUCGCCUCGUCCACUACACGACACAAGAAUAUUUUGAGCGCGAACUCUUGAAGUGGCACCCGGACGCUCAGGAAGAGAUAGCGAUAACCUGCCUAACGUAUUUGUCCUUCGAUACGUUCCGAAGUGGUAUAUGUGCAGAUGAUGAAGUUUUCAAACAGAGGCUCGUAAGGAAUCCUUUCUUCGACUACGUAGUGCGUUACUGGAGCGAGCAUAUACGGCCAGUCCAAAGUAGAACUGUACGCUUAGCGCUGGCUUUCCUUUGCGAUGAUGCAUUGGUUGGCUGUGCUUUCGAAGGUGCUUUGACGCUAAACAACAAAUAUAUGGGUAAUAGGAAACGCAACCUAAAUCGGACAAGUGGGCUACACCUCACAGCAUGGUAUGGACUGCUUCACUUGACAGAGAGGCUUUUGGUAAGCGAGCAUAAGGACAGCAACAUUGGAGCCGACUCGAAGAACGGAGAUGGUCGGACGCCUCUGUCAUUGGCGGCAGAGGGGGGCUACGAGGCGGUGAUUCGGCUGCUACUCGAUAAUGAGGACGUCAAACCAGACUCUAAGGACAAUGGUGGCCGGACGCCGCUGUCAUGGGCUGCGCAGAAUGGGUACGGCGGAGUCGUCAAGUUACUGCUCGCUAAGGAGGUCGUCGACCCGAACUCUCGAGGUACGGUGUCCGACUACACGGGGAAGCAGACGCCACUGUUGUUAGCCGCAAGGAACGGGCACGAGGCGGUAGUUAAGCUGCUUCUCGCCGAGGAGGAAAUCGACCCCGACUCCAAAGACGACGGUUACUACGGAUUGUGGCUGACACCCCUGUCGUUAGCCGCCAGUAACGGACAUGAGGCGGUAGUCAAGCUGUUGCUUGCCAAGGAGGGUGUGAAUCCGGACUACAAGCAGCCUGACAGAUACUGGGAUGAUCACGGCUUUACUGAUUAUUACGGCCAGACCCCGCUAUCAUUUGCCGCAAGAUAUGGGCACGAGGGAGUAGUCAAGCUACUGCUAGCCAAGGAGGGGGUUCAUCCAGACUCUGCGGAUUCGAGGGGCCGGACGCCGCUGUCAUGGGCCGCAGAAAAUGGGCAUGAAGGAGUAGUCAAGUUACUUCUAGCCAAGGAGAACGUUCAUCCAGACUCUGUGGAUUCGAGGGACCGGACGCCGCUGUCAUGGGCCGCGGAGAAGGGGAAUAAGACGGUCGUGAAGCAGCUUCUCAAUACCAACAAGGUGGACAUAAACUCAAAGGACGCUGAGUACGGUCGGACACCACUUUCAUGGGCGGCGGGGAAUGGAGAUGAGGAGGUCGUAAAGCAGUUACUUGAAACUGAUAAAGUGGAUAUAGACUUGAAGGAUAGAUAUGGUCAGACACCGCUGUCUCGAGCUGUGGAGAAGGGAUAUAAGGCAGUCGUGAAACAACUACUUGAUUCUGGUAAGGUAGAUGUGGACUUAAGGGAUCAGUACGGUCGGACACCGCUAUCGUGGGCUGCGGAUAACGGAGAUGAGGCAAUUGUGAAGCAGCUGCUCAAUACUAGUAAUGUACACGUGGACUCGAAGGAUAAGGACGGUCGGACGCCAUUGUCACGAGCUGCGGAAAGGGGACAUGAGGCGGUCCUGAAGCAAUUACUUGAUACCGAGAAGGCAGAUAUAGACUCGAUGGAUUCUGAGUAUAGCCGGACUCCGCUAUCAUGGGCUGCCGAGAACGGCCAUAAUGCCGUCAUAAAGCAGUUGCUCGAUUCUGGCAAAGUGGAUGUAGACUCAAAGGAUAAGUACGGUCGGACACCCCUUUCGCGAGCCGCAGGGUACGGCAAUGAGGCGACCGUGAAGCUGCUGCUCGAUACUAGAAAGGUGGAUGUGGACUCGAAGGAUGAGGACGGUCGGACUCCGCUGUCAUGGGCUGCGGCGAACGGUCAUAAUGCCGUCGUAAUGCAGUUGCUCGAUUCUGGCAAGGUGGAUACAGACUCAAAGGAUAAGUACGGUCGAACGCCCCUGUGGUUGGCUGCGGCGUACGGCAAGAAGGCGGUCUUGAAGCAGCUGCUUGAUACUGGAAAGGUGGAUGUGGAUUCAAGGGACUCUGACUAUAAUCGGACGCCGCUGUGGUGGGCUGCGUGGCAUAGCGACGAGGCUGCCGUGAAACAGCUGCUUGAUUCUGGCAAGGUGGACGCGGAUUCGAAGGACACUGAGCACGGUCGGACACCACUGUGGUUAGCUGCGGAGAAAGGCAGGAAAAUGAUUGUGAAACAGCUGCUUGAUACUAGAAAAGUGGACGUGAACAUGAAGGACUCUGAGCACGGUCGGGCACCAUUAUGGUUAGCUGCGGAGAAUGGAUACGAGACAAUUGUAAAGCAGCUGCUUGAUACUGGCAAGGUGGACGUGAACAUGAAGGACUCUGAGCACGGUCGGGCACCAUUAUGGUUAGCUGCGGAGAAUGGAUACGAGACAAUUGUAAAGCAGUUGCUUGAUACUGGCAAGGUGGAUGUUGACUCGAGGGACUCUGAGCACGGUCGGACACCACUGUGGUUAGCUGCAUAUAAGGGGCACGAGGCCAUUGUGAGACAUCUGCUUGAUACUGGAAAGGUGGAUGUGGAGGCGAAAGACUCUGGCUACGGUCAGACACCGCUAUGGUCAGCUGCGGAUAGGGGACACGACGCGGUUGUAAAGCACCUACUCAAUACUGGAAAGGUGGAUGUGGAUGCAAAAGAAUCAACUUAUGGUUAUACACCGCUCUGGUCCGCUGCGAGUUACGGCUAUGAGACAGUUGUGAAACUUCUACUUGAUACUGGUAAGGUUGAUGUGAAUUCAAGGGACGGCUUCGGUCGGACACCGCUAUGGCUGGCCACGGAGAAAGGAUAUAAGGCGGUAGUCAAGCAGCUACUCGAUAGCGGCAAGGUGGAUGUUAAUUCGAAGGAUAGCUUCGGUCAGACACCGCUAUUGUUAGCUGUAGGGAAUGGAGACGAGGAGGUUGUCAAACAGCUGCUCGAUACCGGUAAGGUGGAGAUGGACUUGAAGGACUCUGAUAGUCAGAUGCCGCUGCGACGGGCGGCAGCAGAGGGCUACGUGGCCAUAGUUCGGCUGCUGGUUGAGAAGGAUAACGUCGACGCUAAUUCAAAGGACAAUUAUGGUCGGACACCACUAUCAUUAGCAGCAGCGCAAGGGCAUGAGGCGGUGGUUCAACUAUUACUUAAAAAAGAUCAUAUCGAGGCCGAUUUAAAUGACAAUGACGGUCGGACACCGCUGUCGUGGGCCGCAGCAGAAGGCUACAAGGCGAUAGUUCAACUGCUGGUCGAGAAGGAUGAUGUCGAGGCCGACUCGAAGGACAAUGACGAUCAAACGCCGCUGUCGUGGGCCGCAGCAAUGGGCUGUGAGGCAAUAGUUCGGCUUCUGGUCCAGAGGGACGAUGUCGACGUCGACUCGAAGGAUAAAUAUGGUCAGACACCGCUAUCGAGGGCUGCAGAGCGCGGUAAAGAGGCGGUAGUUCGGUUGCUAGUCGAGAGGGACGACGUCAACGCCGACUCGAAAGAUAAUAUUGGUCGAACACCAUUAUCAUGGGCGGCAGAGGGAGGCUAUGAGGCAAUAGUUCGGCUGCUAGUCGAGAGAGAUGAUAUCGACACUGAUCCAAAAGAUGUUUAUGGUCUAACACCACUAUCAAUAGCGGCAGGGCAAGGCCAUGAGGCGGUAGUUCAGCUCCUAGCCGAGCGGGACGAAGUUGAGGCUGAUUCGAAGGAUAAUAACGGUCGUACACCGCUGUCAAGAGCAGCAGCAGAAGGCUAUCAGGAGGUGGUUCAGCUUCUAAUUGAGAGGGAUGACGUCGAUCUUGAGUCGAGGGAUAAUAUCGGUCGGACACCACUGUCAUGGGCGGCAGAGGGAGACCACGACGCGGUGGUUCAGCUGCUACAAUCCUCUUUACCUGUGUAGUCUAAUGUAGAGAGUCACUUUUCCCUCAAUAAUUCUAGCACUAUUCC